Molecule: messenger RNA, 3563 nt
Organism: Toxorhynchites rutilus septentrionalis
Lineage: Eukaryota; Metazoa; Arthropoda; Insecta; Diptera; Culicidae
Product: DNA replication ATP-dependent helicase/nuclease DNA2-like
Exons: 10
Coding region: 161-3541 (1126 amino acids)
Biological process (GO): replication fork reversal
Cellular component (GO): cytoplasm
Molecular function (GO): 5'-flap endonuclease activity; single-stranded DNA helicase activity
Source: RefSeq, a predicted model, not a curated record
AGAUGGCUGAAGAGUGGUGUUAGCAAGUUGGCCCACCUUAGGACAUACUUCUACGCGCCUUGGUGCAAACAAUAAACAUUUAUUUGUACACAAAGCGCCAAUUCAUAUUUUCGCGGUUUCUCGUUACUACUUGUUUGCACGAUUUGCACAUUGUAACUCGAUGGACGGAAAACGGGCGUUUAAAAGAAAUAAGUCGAAUGUUUCUAAUUCCGAUACCGACGAGAAUGAAUACGAUGAUGUGGGCAAAAUACAACCUUCCGUGAAAAGAAAUAAAUGUUUGCCGAAGCUGGACGUUACCGGUUAUACCACGGAAAUAGGUUCGAGAAUGAAUAAAAUUACCAAACAAAUCGACCACUUGGAAAAUUUUUUUGAUGAGGAUGACGAUUUUUUUGAAAAUGCUCUAAACGAAGCUGAGCAAUACACCCUCGAUCUCAGUACCUGGAAACGAUGCAAAAUUAUUUCCGUUUUGCAUGAAGCGCGAUGCAUGAUUCUAACUGUAGAGGAAAAAAGCAGUGGAGCAAAAGCAAAAUGUUGCAUCGAGCCUCCGUGGACAACAUUACAUAUCCAGGAAGGAGAUGUCGUUUCACUUAGUGGACAUUUCGACACAUCUAGUAACUUGUAUAAAAUUACCUCCAAUGGUGGAAUGUUAGUCACCGAUCCGGACCACCUUGUCUCGGGUACAUCUGUGGUGGGAGCUCUUUACUGUCAACGAAGAGGCGUCCUGCAGGAACGGUUCAGGGGAAUUGAUUCUGAUAAUAAAAUCAUGACUGUGGGUACGAUAAUCCACGAGCUGCUACAGAAGAUACUCAGAGAUCAGCUAACAAGUAUCGAUGAUAUCAAAAUGCUGGGAAAGAAAUACGUCAACUCUAAAGAAAUUGCACAUAUGCUCUAUGCUUGUGAAAUGAGCCAAGCAGAUGCCUCGAAAGAAUUGGAGCAGUUUUAUCCCAAAAUUUUUGACUUCUUAAGAAAACACGUUUCUUACAAUCAGACAUCAUCGAACAGCAAAUCAGAUCUACAGAUCAACACUAUAAAAGAUAUUGAGGAAAAUGUCUGGUGUCAUCAGUUGGGUUUGAAGGGUAAAAUUGACGUGACAGUUAAAGCAAGAUGUUCCCCGCAAGAGCAGUUCCAGCUGAUGCCUCUAGAAUUGAAGACAGGCCGAGCGAGCUUCUCCGCAGAGCACAAAGGACAGAUAGUGCUUUACGAAAUGAUGAUGAAUCUUGUUGGCCAUCACGUGGAGAAGGGUAUUUUGCUGUAUCUGCGAGAGGGGAAAUGUGCCCCAGUGUUAAGUAACCGUAACAUGAAACGUGAUUUGAUUAUGUUACGAAACGAAGUUGCUUAUUAUUUAUCGAAAGGACUUCCAAAUAUUACCAGUGAUAGUUUCAACAUUUCCAAAGAUAUAUUGCCACUCCCAGAACCGUUGAACAACCGACACGUUUGUUCGCGUUGUCCAUAUAGUGUCCUCUGUACAGCAUACCUCAAACGCGAAGAAAGGAAUCUUUCGGAUGAUCACGCUAUUAAACUGAUUGCUGAUGAAUCGUUGAGCCAUUUGACGGACAAGCACAUAGAUUAUUUCAUUCAUUGGGCUGGUCUUAUCUUCCUCGAGCACGAAGAAUCUAGAAGAAAUUUCAAGCUGAAGCAUCUAUGGACAAAAACCCCAGAGGUUCGUAUGGAAAUGAAGCGAGCUGUUACAAACCUCAAGCUCACUGGUCGAGUAAUUAGAAUAGGAGAUGAGUAUUUUCAUACUUUCCAGCAGAACUUUGACCACAGAGAUGCUAGUAACCACGAUGUAAGUUCGUUUUUUGAGGUGGAUGAGUACUUGAUAUGCAGUACUUCCAAGAGAAUUGCAGUAGCGGCCGGUCGGGUCAUUGCGAUUGGUAAACAAGAUGUUACUAUGUGUUUGGAACGUGACCUUAGUCAUACUUUUUCAAUGGACGAACAAUUUAUUCUGGACAAGUACGAAUCACAAACAAGCAUGACAUUUAAUUUGACCAACAUCGGAGUGCUAUUGGAUAAUACCGAGCGAUCAGACAUUCUGAGGCGUAUUAUUGUUGAUAAAGAAAAACCCACCUUCACACGAAGUGUAUCUUCGCUUGUGACUGCCACUGCCAAGGAUAUCCUGAAAGAUUUAAACAAACAUCAGAAAAUCGCUAUACUAACAGCGAUUGGAACCAAAAGCUAUUGUCUCUUCAAGGGUCUCCCGGGAACUGGGAAAACUCAAACUGUGAUCGCCCUAAUUCGUCUUCUGGUAGCAAUGGACAAUUCAGUACUCAUCACCAGCAACACGCAUUCCGCAGUUGAUAACAUACUGAAGCGAUUAAUGUUUCAUAAUGUUAGAUUUAUUCGACUUGGUAAUGUCUCCAGAAUCGAUCCAGCAAUAAAACAAUUCUCAGAACAAACACUAACAGAAAACUGCACAACUCCCGAGGAGCUUACGGCCAUCUACAACUCGUUUAAAAUUGUCGGCGUCACAUGUCUCGGAUCCUCACAUGCAAUGUUCACACAAAGGACUUUCGACUUUUGCGUUGUGGACGAGGCGACGCAGGUAUUCCAAUGCGCCGUGAUACGUCCAUUGUUGCUUUCAAACAGAUUCAUCCUCAUCGGAGACCCGGAUCAACUACCUCCAGUUGUAAAAUCGCGCAAAGCAAAAGCAUUUGGAGCAGAUGAAAGUCUCUUCUUGCGCCUGGACAAGGAUGCAUCCUGUUGUGUCCUACCAGCACAAUAUCGCAUGAAUAAAACCAUCACAAAGCUGGCCAACGAUUUCUCAUAUAAAGGAAAAUUGAUUUGCGCUAAUGAAUCGGUGGCGAGCUCAUUCUUGAAGCUUCCAAACAUUCGAAACGUGCAAGAAAAACAUAAAACGGAGAAGUGGCUCCUGAGGGCUAUUGCGUCCCAACUGGAGCUAGGAGUCGUGCUAAUAAAUACACAAAAUACUUUCAAAAGCAGUGUGACAUAUGGCGAGAGCACAAAAUGGGGACGGGCGGAAACUAAAAUUGAUGCAGCAGCACUGUAUAAAAACUAUUGUGAGGCAGCAGUGGUCUUCUACAUAGCAAUGACACUACUCGAGAGUGGCAUCGAAGGCGAAGCUAUCGGUGUAAUAGCCCCGUUCAAAGCACAAGUCGAAUUACUAAGCUAUUAUCUUGGACAGUUGAAGAAAUUUUACAAAAAAACGCGCGACCAAUUUGAACCCAAAAAUUUGGACAUAGAAGUAAACACCGUGGAUCAAUAUCAAGGAAAGGAUAAAGAUGUAAUAAUCUACACAUGCACGAAAACCCUAAAUCCAGAUGUGCCAGCAAAAGACAGUUCAGAAGGCAUAGAGUACGAAAUUUUGGAAGAUUGCCGAAGACUGACGGUAGCAAUAACGCGAGCGAAGAAAAAGUUGAUCAUUAUCGGCGACACUCAGUGCCUUGAGAGAUAUACCCCGUUUCGAGAGCUCUUCAAACACAUCGCCAAGGUUGGUAGAAUAACCCUCCAACAGAACUCGUUUGGUUUCGAGUGGAAUGAUGUCCUAGGUACACUGGAUAUGCUUGAAGACUGUGAUGAAUAAAAAACCCACUUUCAGUUACAAA